AUGCUCUAUCAAAAUCCAAUCUUUUGCCUACAGGCUUUCCACAGGGAGCUGUCACAAGCUGCACUCUUUGCCUUCAUCAAUGACAUAGCCGAAUUGGUACAGAAAGUCACGGAAAUCAAGUGCUUAAUUAAUGGAGAUGGUCUUGUUCUAUGGUAUUUCGCCAAUAAGAUAAACGCUCAGGAGAGGACAGAAAGUGCCCUAAAUUGUGCACUUAAACUACUAUGGAAUGGUUAUCAGUACCGCAAAAACUGCAUUCCAAAUUUUUUCCUUGGCCCAUCACAGCAUAAACCUGCUUCUAAG
This is a messenger RNA of Rodentolepis nana, 300 nucleotides long. NCBI's taxonomy places the organism in Eukaryota, Metazoa, Platyhelminthes, Cestoda, Cyclophyllidea, Hymenolepididae. The record is from the annotation of a GenBank genome assembly.